Molecule: messenger RNA, 1009 nt
Organism: Theobroma umbraticum
Lineage: Eukaryota; Viridiplantae; Streptophyta; Magnoliopsida; Malvales; Malvaceae
Source: RefSeq, a predicted model, not a curated record
CGAUUACUUCUUUCUUUCAAUUAAUGAGCAUUAUCUUUUUUUUAUUUAAGCCCCUUUGCAUUUUAGCUGCAACAUUUCUCUUUCUCUCGUGUUCCUUCCCGGCCCUCUCUCUUUCUUACUAAACCAUAGGCUCUUCCUUUCCAACACUUUCCUUCUGCUUUCCCUGUGAUUCUCUCUACAAAGGGAAAAGAAAGUGGAGGGGCAAACCAAACCAAAAAAAACAAAAGGAAAGGGAAAGCCCAUCUUUAUUCUUUCUUCUUUCUUCUUUAUUCCCUGGGUCCUUCCUAGUUAGCUAGCUAUAAUAAUAGUUGAAAGGUUUGGUUUGGUUUUGAUCCAAGGAUAUGGGGGUUUCAGGGAAGCCUCAAGUGGAUGGAGGGUUAGAGUCCGAAGGCAAAAAAUGGGUUAUUGCUGGGAUUUCUUUACGAGCUCCGUUGAAGGCUAUCUACACAAAUCCAGCGGAGAAAGAUAAAGAAAUUAGUGACGAAACAGACGAAUGUUCGACGACUCCAACUGGGGAAGAAGCUAGAAUUCCUACCAUAUUGACGUGUCCACCUGCUCCAAGGAAGCGAAAGCCUUCUUUGAAGUGUAACUAUGGAAGUGUUAGAGAGUUCUUUACUCCUCCGGACUUGGAGAGUGUCUUUAUACGCCAUGUUGAAAGGGCUAAUUAAUUAACUAAUUGAUCAACCAAGAGUGGGGGGAGGGGAAGCUUAAACCCUUAAGCUUAUGCAUCCCCUUUUAUCAUCUCCUUAUUAUUUCUUUCUUUCUUUCUUUCUUUUUUUUUUUGUACGCUUACUUUCUUUUCUUCUGCUUUAGGGUAUUCUGUAGCGAGUAGAAGUUUAUGUACAGAGGAAUUCUUAAAUAAAUAACAUGGAUAUUUAACUUCUUCAUGUCAUGAGCUUCUUUGAGAUGCCUUUUUGUGCUUCACCUAGCGACCUUCUUAAUGUGGUAAAAUGCGGUGGUAUCUUUUCUUUUUUCCCUUUGUAUAUCUGUAGUAUUUCUUUCUGGCUUC